Molecule: messenger RNA, 2628 nt
Organism: Malassezia vespertilionis
Lineage: Eukaryota; Fungi; Basidiomycota; Malasseziomycetes; Malasseziales; Malasseziaceae
Gene: NAN1
Product: NET1-associated nuclear protein 1
Exons: 1
Coding region: 1-2628 (875 amino acids)
Biological process (GO): positive regulation of rRNA processing; positive regulation of transcription by RNA polymerase I
Cellular component (GO): nucleolus
Molecular function (GO): RNA binding; protein binding
Source: RefSeq, a predicted model, not a curated record
AUGCCUGCAAGAAAAAAAGCCACGCCCGACCCGCCUAUAGACAAGGAUGGGUCGCCCGUACAUGUAGAUUUGGAAUGGUCCGCUUUGCAGGACGAGAUUUGCUCGUCCAUCCCGCCCGUCUUUACCCGAGACGGCAGCUACGCAUUCUUGGUGCGCCAAGCGAGCGUCCUAAUUCUCUCGCGCGCGACGAACAAAAUCGUCUCGAGUCUUUCGGGCGAAAGCACAGAUGUUGACCAGCGGCAUACCCUGCCCAUUACAGGCAUGCUUCUGAGCCCUUUUAACCCACUCCAGCUGAUCACGACGUCGCUCGAUGGAUGCGUCAAGACGUGGGAUUACCUCGACGCGGAGCUGCACGACAGUGUACAGAUUGGCCAUCCCAUAUGUGCCGUGAGUGCCAACACGCUGUGGAAGCAUCGCCUUUUUCUUGCAGCGACGAAACGCGGCGCGGACGACGAGGGCAAGCCGAGCACCACCAUCUACUCGGUCCAGCUCGGACGUGCGAGUCCGACAACACACAAGCCAUCCAAGCUUGUGCGCCUUGGCAAAGCCCGCCAGGUGACGCACCUUGCCGUUUCUCCCGACGGCGCAUGGCUCGUUGCACUCGGCGCCACCAAAGUCCACGUCCUCUCUCUUCACGAUACCACCGCGGGUUUUGUCAAGUAUGCCGCGGAAUCACAGCUUACUGCGCUCGCAUUUCAUCCCGAUACCAGCAUGCCGCGAUUUGCGACGGGCGAGAAGAACGGCAAGAUCCGUAUUUGGUACUGCCUCGACCCCGGCCAGCGCCGAGACGCGGCCAAAGAGCUGCAGGCCGCAUCGCCCACCACGACCUUGCACUGGCACGCACACGCAGUGGCUGCCUUGGAGUAUACGCCGGAUGGCGCACAGCUUCUCUCGGGCGGCGAAGAAGGCGUUCUGGUCCUCUGGAGGCUGCACAGCGGCAACGUUGCCGGCAAUGACGACCGCGAGUACGUGCCGCGCCUCGGCGCGGGCAUCGUCGCCCUUGCCGUCGCGCCCGGAUUUGAGCAGCGGGAGCAAGCGUACGUCGUGCGGCUUGCAGAUAGCAGCGUCGUCUUUAUCGCGAGCCUGAGCCUCAAGCCUGUGCACACCUUUGCACCGAUCAAGUGCGAUGCGACGCGCGCGCUUCUCACGCAAGAACAGCGCGCAGCGCUGCCGCACCCUCUUGCGCUGGACCGCGCUGCCGGCCAUCUUGUCACUACCGCCGGCCACCCAUCGACACUGCAAUUCAUUGACCACAAGACACACGAGCAUAUCCGGGACGUUGAGAUUGUCCCUUCGAACCGCAUCUCGCGCCCCGAAGACGAGGCUCUCGCGCCGCCACGCGUCUUGCACGUCGCACUCAGUGGCCCGAUGCCCAAUGCAGCGCACGCCGAAUGGAUGGCGACGAUCGAUGGUCGCGACAAUGGCGCGUUCACCGGCGAGCUCUUGCUCAAGUUUUGGCACUGGGACGCGCAAAAGCGCACGUUUCUGCUCAACACACGCAUUGACUAUCCACACGAGCACCGUGUGACUGCUAUGUGCUUUUCGCCGUGCCUCGGCACCGACGCACAGGGUGCCUUCUUGCUCCUUACCGCGGGAACGGACGGGCAAGUGAAGACGUGGCGUAUGGCGCAGCGUGCUCUUAAAGGCGCGCGCGCUGAGACGUACUGGGUAUGCCGCAGCUCAUUUGCCUACCGCGACACUGUACCGCACGAUGUAACAUGGGCGCCUGACGGAUCUCUGUUUGCCGUAGCGCAAGGCGUGUUUGUCACGCUCUGGGACCCGCAUACCCUAAUUAUGCAGGCGCGUCUUGCCGCGCCGGAGCUGCGCUCUGUACGCAAGAGCGUGUUUGUGGGCCGCAAGGGACGCUUCCUUGCCUCGCUUGGGAGUAAUCACCGCAUGGUCGUCUGGGAUUUGGUCGCGCAACGAGUCGUGUACAGCGCGCUGCAGCGGGCCGACGAUCUAGUUGCAUUCCGCGACGGUGUUUUGGCGAUGGAGCGCGACCAAGGCAUGUCGUACUUACGCUUUAUUCGGCCCCACGCUGCGGUGCCGCACGAGGCGACGUACCGCAUCGCGAUGCCUCUGCGCAGUGCCCCGCUCGUGCUCGACGCAGAUGCAGCUGCGUGGGUGGCAUGGAGCGAUGCGGGUGCGUUGAUUGGCGCAAGGUUACUUGCUCCUAGCCGCUCGCUGCAUGGAGUGCAGCUCACCGCCCCGCGCGCGACGCUCUUUGACGAGCUGUUUGGCGUGGAUGAAGAGGAGCAAAAACGUGUGGACAAGCUGCUGCUACAAGACAGGGCAAAGUUGAGCGUGCAGGACGACAAGGUGGCCGAUGCACUUGCCCUCUUUGAAACGCCCGCGCAUUUGCUGCCCCCAAUGUCGAUGCUCCUGGAUCCGUUUUUGGAUGCACUGCUGCCCAAGGCUGAGAAGCGCGCGCCGUCGCCGGUCAGGGUGGUUGCAGCCGUCGAAGAGCCAGUGCAGGCGCCCACUACCUUGUCUACCUUGGACCGUAUUGCACAUGUACGCAACGCCGACAUGGCGCACCUUGCCUCGGCGUUCGAUACCGUGCUGGGCGCACAGCCGCCGUCUCUGCGUACGUCGAAAACCAAGCGGCGGACGCAAAAGGGUAUGUAA